AUGAAGUCCGGUUUCGGAUUGAUGGCCGUUUGUGCCGUGGCCAACAUGGGUGCAGUUCUCGCUGCCCCAGGCGGCAGUGGUUCUAGGGCCGAUGACAUUGACCUCCUACUGCAGGUCAAACACGUUAUCUACCUCAUGAUGGAGAACCACUCCUUCGACAACAUUGCUGGGUACUGGGAUUUUCAUCCUGAUAUCGAUAACCUGGUUCAUCUCACGGAGCCCUUCUGCAACCCAUACAGUAACCCUAACUGGACAGUCUAUGGCGAGCCUUACUCGAUCUGUGCUGCGCCUAACGAGGGCGAGGUUCCCUUCGACGAUCCUGACCACGACUUCGCUGGUACCAACUAUGAGAUUUUCCAGACCUACUACCCUAACAACGACUCUGUUCCUACUAUGCAGGGUUUCGUUGACCGCGAGUCUGCCAGGUACAAUCUCACUCCUGGUCAGUCUGCUUUCGUCAUCAAAGCCUUCGACGAGAAGAGCACCUCCACGCUGGCCGAGAUCGCCGAGAACUUUGCUUUCUUCGAUCGCUACUUCGCUGAGCACCCUGGUCCAACCAACCCAAACCGCCAGUUUGCAACCUCGGGUUCCACCUGUGGUUUUGUCGAUGACACCACCCAGGCUGCUGGCUUCUUCAACAAUGUGACUGGAACCACCUGUGCCAUGUCUAUCUUCGAAUCCCUCUCGAAUUCCGGAAUUUCCUGGAAGAAUUACUAUGAAUCCGACAUCGUCGACGCCUGGAACUACGAGUGGGUUCAGAAGAAUGCCAUGGACAAGCUCGAUACCGCCAACAACUUAUACAAGGAUCUCCAGGAAGGAACCUUGCCACAGUUCUCGUACAUCAACCCGGAAUGCUGCACCGUCACCUCUAUGCACCCGACUUCCAACAUUGCUGCUGGUUCUGCAAUGAUCAAGCACUUGUACGACGCUGUCCGUAACUCCCAGUAUUGGGACAACGUCCUGAUUAUCCUGAACUUCGACGAGCACGGUGGAUUUGCGGACCACGUCGCACCUCCCAUGAACGUCCCUAUCCCCGAAGACAGAAUCUCCUUCGAUGGUGAGUCCGAGGGCUUCAACGUUACCUUCAACUUUGACCGCCUUGGUGUUCGCGUUCCUGCCUUUUUGAUCUCUCCUUGGGUCCCCGCCAACACGUUGAUCCACGAGGAGGGUACCAUGUAUGAAUCCAACUCCGAGUACACUCACACGUCCUUCCUUCACUUUCUCCAGAAUCUCUGGGGACUUGAAGGUCUGAACAACCGUGUGCAGUGGGCGAAAACCUUUGAACAGGUCUUCACAGAGAAGCCCCGUACGGAUACCCCCCAAAACCUCACUCGUCCUGUCUGGUAUGGUGGUAGCACUGGUCCUCAGCCUGAUAAGUUCUAUCUGCUGAACCAGCCGUACUCCUACUACGCCGACCUCCCUUAG
Penicillium daleae is the source of this 1425-nucleotide messenger RNA. RefSeq lists its product as uncharacterized. Gene Ontology annotation, biological process: phospholipid catabolic process. The transcript has 6 exons. The record is from RefSeq and is a predicted model, not a curated record. Bases 1 to 1425 code for a protein of 474 amino acids. Gene Ontology annotation, molecular function: hydrolase activity, acting on ester bonds. Lineage: Eukaryota; Fungi; Ascomycota; Eurotiomycetes; Eurotiales; Aspergillaceae.